Uloborus diversus is the source of this 539-nucleotide messenger RNA. RefSeq lists its product as uncharacterized. The transcript has 7 exons. Gene Ontology annotation, molecular function: nickel cation binding. The record is from RefSeq and is a predicted model, not a curated record. Bases 6 to 539 code for a protein of 177 amino acids. NCBI's taxonomy places the organism in Eukaryota, Metazoa, Arthropoda, Arachnida, Araneae, Uloboridae.
UUGCUAUGGAAACGGAUAAAUUGUACACUGUAUUACAACUUUGUGACAGUGCUUUUCCUACUGGAGGAUUUUCUCACAGCAUGGGAAUUGAAUCUGCAUUUCAGAAUCAUCUUAUAAAAAGUGAAGAUGAUUUGAAAAGUUUUAUAAUUAGUAGCCUCGAAAAUGUUGGAUCAUCUGCUAUUCCGUUUCUAAAGUUAUCACAUGAAAAUUUCAAAGAUUAUCUAAAGCUAGAAGUAUUAGAUUCUUUGCAUAAUUCUUUAUUAAUGAACCAUGUUGCUUAUAAGGCUAGUAUACAACAGGGAAAGUCCUUCCUAAAUACUUCUUGCAAUGUUUUUCAACUGCCAGAAAUUACCAAUCUGAAAGCCUUAGUUGAAAAAGAAAAACUCCAUGGACAUUUGGCUAUUACAUUUGCUUCAGUUUGUGCAUCGUUACAAAUUCCAGCUUUUGAAAUGGGAAAAAUGUUUUUAUUUAAUUCUUUACGGACAAUUAUCUCUAGCCUUGUAAGACUUGGUAAAGUGGGUGCUAUUCAGGUAUUAUAG